Messenger RNA from Eptesicus fuscus (big brown bat), 4843 nucleotides. It is a transcript of the gene KANK2, whose product is annotated as KN motif and ankyrin repeat domains 2. Gene Ontology annotation, cellular component: cytoplasm. Gene Ontology annotation, molecular function: protein binding. Lineage: Eukaryota; Metazoa; Chordata; Mammalia; Chiroptera; Vespertilionidae. Gene Ontology annotation, biological process: negative regulation of cell population proliferation; negative regulation of intracellular estrogen receptor signaling pathway; negative regulation of G1/S transition of mitotic cell cycle. The transcript is spliced from 13 exons. The record is from RefSeq and is a predicted model, not a curated record. Bases 328 to 2892 code for a protein of 854 amino acids.
CUACCUUGUCUCCUCUGUGUUGCAAGACAGAGAAGUGAGGAUAGAGACGUGGAGAGACAGGGAGAAAGAAGUACAGAGAGACACAGAGACAGAGACGUGGAGAGAGAUAAAGCAAGACGCUAAUCGAGAGAUAAAGCAAGACGCUAAUCGAGAGACCCCGGGUGUGAGAAAAGGACCAGCUCGGCAGCCCCUGGAGCCCCAGCCCCGCCUUCAUGCCCAACAGGUGUCCCACCUGGCCCGUCCUCCCAGGUGAGCCUCAGCCUGUGCUGAAGGCAGUUUGACUCGAGGCCUCCCAGUGACGCUUGAGGGACAUCUACGGAGGGGAGGAUGGCCCAAGUCCUGCACGUGCCAGCCCCCUUUCCAGGGACCCCUGGCCCAGCCUCCCCACCGGCCUUCCCCGCCAAGGAGCCCGACCCUCCCUACUCCGUGGAGACGCCCUAUGGCUACCGCCUGGACCUGGAUUUCCUCAAGUAUGUGGACGACAUUGAGAAGGGCCACACGCUGCGGCGGGUGGCCGUGCAGCGCCGGCCGCGCCUCGGCUCGCUGCCCCGGGGCGCUGGCUCCUGGUGGACCUCCACCGAGUCGCUGUGCUCCAACGCCAGCGCGGACAGCCGCCACUCCGCCUACUCCUACUGCGGCCGCGGCUUCUACCCGCAGUACGGCGCCCUGGAGGCCCGCGGCGGCUUCAAUCCUCGGGUGGAGCGCACCCUGCUGGACGCCCGGCGCCGCCUCGAGGACCAGGCCGCCGCGCCCACCGGCCUGGGCUCCCUCACCCCCAGCGCGGCCAGCUCCACCAGCUCCUUGGUGGGUGUGGGGCUGCCGCCCCCGACACCACGGGGCUCGGGCAUGUCCACGCCAGUGCCACCCAGCGCCGGGCACCUGGCCCACGUUCGGGAGCAGAUGGCGGGUGCCCUGCGGAAGCUGCGGCAGCUGGAGGAGCAGGUGAAGCUGAUCCCCGUGCUGCAGGUGAAGCUGUCGGUGCUGCAGGAGGAGAAGCGGCAGCUCACCGUGCAGCUCAAGAGCCAGAAGUUCCUGGGCCACCCUUCGGGGGUCCGGGGCCGCAGCGAGCUCUGCCUCGAUCUCCCCGAGGCUCCCGAGGACCCGGUACCACUGGAGACACGGAGCGUGGGCACCUGGGUCCGUGAGCGGGACUUGGGCGUGCCCGACGGGGAGGUGGCCCUGGCCGCCAAGGUCGCGGUGCUGGAGACCCAGCUCAAGAAAGCGCUCCAGGAGCUGCAGGCAGCUCAGGCCCGACAGGCUGGCCCCCAGCCCGAGCCCCAGCCCCAGGCCUGGCCACCGCCAGACAGCCCAGUUCGCGUGGACACCAUCCGAGUGGUAGAGGGACCUCGGGAGGUGGAGGUGGCAGCCAGCACAGCCGCGGGGGCCCCUGCACAGCGGGCCCAGAGCCUGGAGCCCUACGGGGCAGGGCUGCGGGCCCUGGUGACGUCUGGAGGACCCGAGAGCCACCCCGUGUUCCGAAGCCAUGAAGUGGUGGAGGCCGUGUUCUCCUCGCCCGCUGCGUCCACUGGCAACGUCCACUUGGUGAAGAAGAUCAGCAUCACCGAGCAGAACUGCAAUGGGGCAGCAGGUCUUCCUCCGGUUUCUGCGGAGUCAUCCUCAUCGCCCCCAGGGUCCGCAGCAGCCUCCCUGGCACCGCCCAAGAAGAACACAGGCCGGGUGCCCCCCUGCAACACCAGCACCAGGGAGCCCCCCAGGCAAGCAGCCCCAUGCGAGUCAGAGGAGGCCGGAGGUGCAGGUGGGCCCCAGGCGGGCAUACGGUCCAUCAUGAAGCGGAAAGAGGAGCCUGCAGACCCGGCGACCCACCAGAGGAGCCUCCAGUUUGUGGGGGUCAAUGGCGGGUGUGAGUCCUCAUCUGAGGACUCCAGCACAGCAGAGAACUUCUCGGACAAUGAGAGCACAGAGAACGAGACCCCGGAGCCUGAGGCGAGGGUGCCGAGUGUGGCUGAAGCUCCCCCGCCCAGGCCCACGGGGACGGCAGUGGCCAAGAUCAACCAGGAGGAGUGCCAGCUAUCUCGGGAGUCUCAGCGAGUGCCCACGGCUGAGGGGGCCUCAGGAUCAAAUGUGGAGGAGAUCCGGAUGGAGCUAAGCCCCGACCUCAUCUCAGCCUGCCUGGCCCUGGAAAAGUACUUGGACAACCCCAACGCCCUCACCGAGCGGGAGCUGAAGGUGGCCUACACCACGGUGCUGCAGGAGUGGCUGCGCCUGGCCUGCCGCAGCGACGCCCACCCGGAGCUCGUGCGGCGCCACCUGGUCACGUUCCGGGCCAUGUCAUCACGGCUGCUGGACUAUGUGGUCAACAUCGCCGACAGCAACGGCAACACCGCGCUGCACUACUCCGUGUCCCACGCCAACUUCCCGGUGGUGCGGCAGCUGCUGGACAGCGGUGUCUGCCAGGUGGACAAGCAGAACCGUGCUGGCUACAGCCCCAUCAUGCUCACCGCCCUGGCCGCCCUCAAGACCCAGGAUGACAUCGAGACGCUCCUGCAGCUCUUCCGGCUCGGAGACGUCAACGCCAAAGCCAGCCAGGCCGGGCAGACAGCCCUGAUGCUGGCCGUCAGCCACGGGCGCGCGGACGUGGUGAAAGCUCUGCUGGCCUGCGAGGCGGACGUCAACGUGCAGGACGAUGACGGCUCCACGGCCCUCAUGUGCGCCUGCGAGCACGGCCACAAGGAGAUCACGGGGCUGCUGCUGGCGGUGCCCAGCUGUGACAUCUCGCUCACGGACCGCGACGGGAGCACCGCUUUGAUGGUGGCCCUGGACGCGGGGCAGAGUGAAAUUGCGUCCAUGCUGUACUCCCGCAUGAACAUCAAGUGCUCGUUUGCCCCGAUGUCAGAUGACGAAAGCCCUGCAUCGUCCUCCGCAGAAGAGUAGCCGUGGGGGGGGACCGGAGGCGCCUCCCCUCUGAGGCCAGUCAGCCCCAGAGCAAACUGUCCCCCCUCCCGGGCCACCCCCACUCAUACCCACCAAGGCCUAAGUCUCAAAGGCACGUGGGGUUUCUGCUUCCCAGCAGUGACAAGACUCCAGCUUAAAGCGGGAGAAAUCUCCCGUUCCCCAGUUCAAAGCAGCCACAGUGCAGACCGAAGCUUCAUUCUCAGAGAAAUUGGCGCCAGUGGCUGAUGCUGGGCGUGGGUUUAUGGAGAACACAGAACAAUCGACUGGCAGUGAUGGAUGGAGGAGGGCGAGAGGGAAACGUAUUGUAUUUUCGAAUCACCAUUGGGGAAGAGGGGGAAUCGUAUUACUUGUUGCCAAAUCUGAAAGUCACUGGAAAUGCCUAUUUUCAUUUUAAUCUGGAGUGUUGUUACUCACGGGUGGUGUCUAGAGUGGCUUGACUCCCCCUGGGCCCCCACAUUUAAUUGUCUGGUAUGUAACAGUGUUUUGUCCACGCCCCCCCAGACAGCUUUCUUGGGGGGAUUUUGGUCUCUUCACAAAACGGAUGCUGUCCUUGUCCCCUGGAGUAGGAAAUGUAGCCCUUUCUUCUGCUUUCUCGUGCCACUGGCAGCGUCCACCCCGUCAGGUCGGGGGGAGCCUCAGGACUCAGCAGCCGAGAGGUGUGAGCAGUUCAUAUCAAGAAAUUACCCCGACCUCCGGCCCCUCCCCGCAUGGAGGCCCCAGCAAAAAUUAAUUUUCCUAGAAAAUCCUUCAGACCUGGAGACACAGGAAAUGAAUCCUGUUCCCAGAGUGGCGGCUGAGUCCCUGGGCUUCGAACCCAGGUUACGGGCCGUCCAGAUCCUCCUCAGGCUCCAGAAUUUCUGUCUUCAAAGGAAAGAAAACAGGCCAUGUGUGUGUUGGCAGCGCCUGGGGCCGGCUCCAGGAACCCCAUGUGUGCACAAUUAAAAGUUGGCUGCCCCCAGAGGGCUCCCAGCGCAAACUUAAAGAGGCAGGGCCUUGCCGAAAACCAAACAAGGGCCAGCUGGGGUUUUUUUUUUUAACCUACAGGCUUUCCGGAGCUGCCUGGAGCCGAGCCUGCUGGACGUGGGGCUCGCCAGACACUCACAGUUUCCUUAAUGGCCUGUUUUGUUCCCAGGAUCUCGACCGAGUUUUCUUUCCUUUUCCUUCCUUCUGUGAACCAAAAAAAGAAAAGGGAGAGGCUCCGAGCCUCCGAAAGUGCCCCUGUGGCAGGGGAGAGAGACCCCUGGCUCAUAGGUGUCCUGCCCUCCCGGCCAGUUCGCAGCCCUGCGGCCAGGGUCGGAGCCAGGCCACCGGAGGAGGGAGCAGGCCCUGAGUGCUCACGUGUCCAUUCAAUAAUGCGAAACGCUGGCUUCUCUCCUACAGAAGUGGGUUUCCUGGCUUGAUGGAGUCUGGCUUGCUUUGAUUUUGAAGGGAUCAAAAUCUUUUUUUUUUACUUUGUACCUGAGACAAAAGAGCUUGCAUGGUCAAAGGAGGGAGGCACCCCGGAGAGAGGGAGGGAGAGAGAGUGUGUGUGUGUGUGUAAGUUGGAAGGAAAAAACCAAAGCUGCUUGAGGAUGUCCAGGGUAUUAGAUGGAAGGCUGCAGCUCUGAGCAGCGGUACCAGUGUUGUGUGCCUGUGUGUCCUGGCCCCGAGCCAGCCAGUGCGUUUAUUUUAAGCUCCUCCAAGCAGCUCAUUGACACCAUAUUUGUCCCUGUUCCCCUCUCCCCUGGUGCCCAUUGGCUUGGCAGGGAGGCUACAGGGGGUCCUGCCUUUGUCCCCAUUCUCUUCUCACAUGUAUUCGUGACUUUAAACUUUACUUUCCAACCACGGUACGUCCAUAAAGACAGUAUUACGCUUAAAUGAAGUAUUCUUUUUUGUAAUCAUUUUUUAGACGGUAAAGAAAUUUAAUAAAGCUACUUUAUGAUAAUGCCAA